Molecule: messenger RNA, 1135 nt
Organism: Aspergillus novofumigatus IBT 16806
Lineage: Eukaryota; Fungi; Ascomycota; Eurotiomycetes; Eurotiales; Aspergillaceae
Product: glycoside hydrolase family 16 protein
Exons: 4
Coding region: 7-1011 (334 amino acids)
Biological process (GO): carbohydrate metabolic process; fungal-type cell wall organization
Cellular component (GO): fungal-type cell wall
Molecular function (GO): hydrolase activity, hydrolyzing O-glycosyl compounds; glycosyltransferase activity
Source: RefSeq, a predicted model, not a curated record
AGUGACAUGAUGCUGCCAUUGCUGGCCAUUUCGGCCUUUGUCUCCCUCGGUGCCGCGCAGACCUAUACCAGCUGCAAUCCUACCAACACAACUUGUGACCCUGACACAGGCCUGCAGAACUGGAGCCUGUCCACCGAUUUCACCCAGGGCAGCUCCGAUGAAUGGACAGCCAUCUCAGGCAAUGUGACCUACGGCAGCAACGGAGCCGAAUUCACCAUCAACAAGCGGUACGAUGCGCCUACGCUUGAGACCAACUUUUACAUUUUCUUCGGCGAGGUGGAGGUCGUCAUGAGAGCGGCCAAUGGUACCGGCAUCGUCAGCUCGAUUGUCAUGGAGUCGGAUGACCUAGAUGAGAUCGACUGGGAAUGCACUGGAACGGACACCACCCAGAUCGAAACCAACUACUUUGGCAAAGGCAACACGACCACCUACGAUCGCGCCAUCUGGGAGACCGUCAGCACCCCGCAGGACGAAUUCCACACGUACAAAGUCGUCUGGACCGCUGCGGCCAUCACCUGGUACAUUGACGGGACCGCCGUGCGCACACUCGAGUAUGCCGAUGCCGUCGACGGGAAGAACUACCCGCAAACACCCAUGGUCGUGAAGCUGGGCAUCUGGGCCGGAGGCGAUUCGUCUAACAGCGAGGGAACGAUCGAGUGGGCCGGUGGCGAGACCGACUACGACGAUGUCCCAUUCACCAUGUACGUCAAGUCGGUCAACAUCAUCAACUAUAACCCUGCUGCGUCGUACAACUACAGCGACAAGACGGGCUCGUAUACCAGCAUCGUGGCCUCGAACUCGACCAGCGGUAGUGGUAUCCAUAGCUCGAACUCGACCUCGAGCAGUGGGGUUGUGAGCUCGUCCUCUUCGUCUGCUUCCUCUUCUUCCUCGGCUGCUGCUGCAUCCAGCUCGGCUAGUGCGUCGGCCGUGUUCACCGGUGCUGCUGCGACCAAUUUGCCCUCGUUCUUUUUCACUGUUUUCUUCGCACUGGCUAUCGCACCUGCUUUCUAAGCCAGGCGCCUGUACUAGACUUUCUCAAUCUCAAUAGAUAAUAGCAUAACUGUAUACAGUAUCUGUAUCUACAUUUCGAUCCCCCCCGCAAGAACAUCCACCACCUUUUCCUGAAAAUCCACCG